GGACGCUAAACAUGCUGAUUCAGUAAGUGGAAAGCUGGGCCCGGGGAUCUGAGAGCCAGGAGAGCCGGGGGCCCCUAAAUGGUGAAGGAUCGUAUUGUCUUCACGGCACAGAAAUAAACCAUGCUGGUGGGUCAGAGGAGCCGACCCCGCUGCAGGGAGGUCACCGGACCAGCCCCACACAAUGUGGCCGUGAAAGCCAAGUUUCCCUCGCGACGGCCGGUCGAUUUUUUGAUUAUUGAAUCAAGACGCCAGGAAGAGGCUCGGGACAAACUGUUGGCCUUCGCCAAAGAUGAACGAUUGGGAUUCAUGAAGAGCAAAUGGGAGAGGCUCACCGACCACAAAAUCAUCCACAACACAGUGCAGAGAAAGGUCUACGCGACAAUGGAGGAUUAUAGGAUGCACGUGGAGGAGAGGAGAGAGAGACUUAAGGCCUUACUGGAGGCCGAGGAGAUGGAGCACAUCCGGGAAAUGGAGUCCAUGGAGGAAACCACCCUGGAGAGACAGGCGAAAAUGAGAGAACGCGCCAAGAGCCUGAGAGAGAGGAGAGAGCAGGAAAGGUUGGCCAUAGUCGCUGAGAAGCGUGAGCAACAGUUCAGGGAACAAUGUGAAGAUCUGCGUUCCCUGAGGUCUCAAAUUCACCAGAACGAGGUGUGCACGGAGAGGAAAGCACAGCUCGUACUUAAAGAGGAGCUGAACAGGCAGCGCAAAGAAGAAGACAACCUCUUUGCCCAGCUGUGGGAAAAGGACCGGAUGGCCAAAGUGGAACGUGAAGAGAAAGACACCCAACGACAAAAAGAACUCAACCGGGAAAUGUUAGAUGUUCUUCAAGCCCAGAGAGCCGCAGCAGAAGCCCAGAAAAUGGAGGGGAAGCGGCUAAAAGAAGAAGAAGCCCGUUUACUGGAAGAGCAGCGACAACUAAUGAAGAUGGAGGAUGAACGAGCUGUGAUGGACAAACACCAGAAGCAGUCAGAAGUCCGGAACAUGUUGGACAAAUCCAUUCGUCUAAAGAUGAAGCGCCUGGCUCGGGAACAACAGGAGGAACUGGCCCUUGACAUGAAGAUCAUGGAGCAGAUUAUGAAGGACACACAUGACGACUCAAAGGAUAAACUUCAAAGAAAACUUGAGCUGCGGAGAGAGCAGCAAACGUACCGGGAGUACCUGGCCCGGCAGCUGGAAGAAGAGAGGCGUCAGGAGAAGGACCUGGACAAGCUGAUUGAGGUGGAGCUGGAGAAGUCCUGGUCUAAGCGGGCCACGCAGCUGAGGCUGGAGAAGGAGGCCAGGAACCGCCUGAUGAAGGAUGUCAUGGACACACGCAGACUUCAGAUUAAAGAGAAGUUGGAAAGAAAUGCUAUAGAACAGGAAGAGCUUGCGCAUGACAAAGAGCUCCUGGAAAAGGCCAUUGAAGAGCACAAGCAGCUGGAAGUGGAAAGAAACGCCAGGAAACUGAAGCAAGCGGCGCAGUAUAAGCAGCAGCUUCUUGGCCAGGUGGCUUUCCUGCAGCAGCAGCGGGACGCACAGAAAGAAGAGGAACUGCGGGAAUACGAGGACGGGCAGCGGGCCGAAAUCGCCUACCAGCAGAAACUGCGCGACAUCCUUUCCCGUCCCUACGUCGGUCAGGAACAUAUUCACCCCCUGAGAAAGGCCCGCAUUUCCAGCCCAAAAGAUUGGCUAACAAAUUAACCUUUCGCGUGCCGAAUUCAUUUUUAAUUUCCCUUUAACCCUCAACUUUCCUGACAAAUUUGUCAAACUCCAAUAUAGCAUUUUUACCCCGUCUGACUCUUAGAACGCUCCCAGGACUGUUUUGGCAUCUCAUAGGUUAAACCCUAAAGUGGCAGCAGUUCUCAAUAAAACGCUUUUUUGGGGGGUGAGAAACAUUUUAUUAAAGAAGAAACAUGCAAUAUUUGCAAA
This is a messenger RNA of Spea bombifrons (plains spadefoot toad), 1908 nucleotides long. It is a transcript of the gene CFAP53, whose product is annotated as cilia and flagella associated protein 53. The transcript is spliced from 9 exons. The record is from RefSeq and is a predicted model, not a curated record. Bases 121 to 1680 code for a protein of 519 amino acids. NCBI's taxonomy places the organism in Eukaryota, Metazoa, Chordata, Amphibia, Anura, Pelobatidae.